AUGUACAAUCUAGGCAGUGGAAUCUUAAAGGUUGCUGUGUAUGUGACAGGAACCAGAUUUGCUUUAAGACUAAAUCUUGUCACAGGUGAAGAGGCCUUGGGUAAGAACGUCUUAUGGGACUUCCUUGAGAGGUGGCCUACUCCAGAGGACACGGUCAAAGCAUCCUGGGAAGAAAUAGCUGAGCUCAUUCAAUGUCUAGGGCUGCAUGAGAAGAGAGCAAAAAUGAUUAUUAGGUUUUCUGAGGAAUAUCUAACCAAAGACUGGGUUUACCCAAAGGAAUUGCAUGGUAUUGGAAAGUAUGGAAAUGAUUCUUAUAGAAUCUUCUGUGUUAAUGAAUGGCGCAAAGUGAGACCCUCCGACCACAUGCUGAACUUUUAUAUUGACUGGCUAUGGGAUAAUCACCGAUAUCUUGGCAUUGACUAGUGGAUAUCUAGUGACUUAGUAGUUGCGUUCAAAACUAUGGCCUUGAACUGAGGUCAGGAAUUUUUAAGCCUUAGGGAACUACUAAUGCAGGAAAGUUAACAUCCAGCUAGUGGUAUUUAUGUUGGAAAAGAAGUGAACAAAGCAUUCUAUGAUAUUUUAUAAGGCCUAACGUUUCAGGAUUUUAGUAAAUUAAUUUUCUUAAAUAAAGUACUGAGAAUGCAGGUGAAGUCUUUUAUAUUAAGUGUUAUUGAUAUUAAGCACGAGACAUGCAAUGUCAAGGAGGUUUACAGUAUUCUGAUCUCUUUUUACAUAGAUUUAGAGGAUGUAAAUUAUCAUUUUCACUUC
Penaeus indicus is the source of this 768-nucleotide messenger RNA. RefSeq names its product methyl-CpG-binding domain protein 4-like. The transcript is spliced from 3 exons. The record is from RefSeq and is a predicted model, not a curated record. Gene Ontology annotation, biological process: base-excision repair. The coding region runs from base 1 to 423 and encodes 140 amino acids. Gene Ontology annotation, molecular function: DNA binding; catalytic activity. Lineage: Eukaryota; Metazoa; Arthropoda; Malacostraca; Decapoda; Penaeidae. Gene Ontology annotation, cellular component: nucleus.